Momordica charantia (bitter melon) is the source of this 963-nucleotide messenger RNA. Lineage: Eukaryota; Viridiplantae; Streptophyta; Magnoliopsida; Cucurbitales; Cucurbitaceae. The record is from RefSeq and is a predicted model, not a curated record.
UAAGAUUUUGAACGGUGUACAGAAGCCCAUAAUCCGUAUCCCCAGAAAAUACAAAAAGUGAAACGCCAUUAAAACAAGAGACCCAAAAUGUAGGAUUCUCAAAUCCACCGCAGGCCAGAGCUGUUCUUCUUGUGCUGUGCUGGGGUCCAAUCCCAUCCCAGAUGGGGUUUUUGACAGUAACCCUUAGCCCAUGGAUCUGCCGGCACUUGGCUGAAUUACAGCCGCUGGAUCGGACGAAACUUGCAGUUUUCAUCGCCGUUUAGUUGCAGAAUCCAUUUUCUAGCGAAUGCUGAAGAGGGGGGCGGUUUUCUUCUUCGGUAAUUCCGCCACGCUCCUCUACAGGAUUCACUGUUUACUUUUUUUGAAGGAUUAAAAGAUCACUGCUUUUUAAGGCAAUGGUUGUUCAUUCUGGAGAAAAUGGAAAUCAAUGGCAGAAAUCCUAAUCUGAAUGGAAACGGAAACCAUUCUUCAGGUGAUACAAAGGUUGCAAUCAAUGGCAAGUCUAACGAGACACGCACUUUCGUCAACCAUGCGGAGAUAGAUUGGCACGAAAGAAGAAGAGAAUGGGUUGGCGACCGUUCAGAAAACGGGCAACGAGCGCCAAUGGAACCGAUUUUGAGCUGGACAACGACUUACGAAGAUCUUCUUUUAUCUGCAGAGCCUUUCGAGCAGCCUAUUCCUUUAGCCGUAAGGAAAUGGUGGAUUUCUUGGUUGAUAUCUGGCAUGAAGAUGGCCUCUAUGAUUAGACAUUCUCAUACAAACAUGGCAGAAUUAUAUUUCACUUCUUUAUUUGGCCUUUUUUUCUUCAUUUCUGUUAUCAUCACUCCAGAAAAUUGAUGAUUAGAUUACACGGUUCUCUUGUACUCAAUACUGAUUUGUAACUAACAAAGUGAAACUGAUGAUUCUUUAUUUUUCGUUUCUUUUAUGGGUAAUCUGCAAAUCAGAGAUUUUAACUUGCCUUAA